Molecule: messenger RNA, 2764 nt
Organism: Desarmillaria tabescens
Lineage: Eukaryota; Fungi; Basidiomycota; Agaricomycetes; Agaricales; Physalacriaceae
Exons: 9
Coding region: 318-2396 (692 amino acids)
Biological process (GO): protein phosphorylation; signal transduction
Cellular component (GO): cytoplasm
Molecular function (GO): protein kinase activity; ATP binding
Source: RefSeq, a predicted model, not a curated record
CCUACUUACGCAACGAAAUCUGACGAUAUUGUCAACUCGACUUUUCACCCACUUGAUCUACGAAGACUACGCAAAUUGGAAUUUAACGAUUUUAAAUGACUCUUUCCAGAUACCUUUGCAAAUCUGAACCAUUUGUAUCUCAACUGCUCUCAAGGCCGAGGACGAAUAUGAUGAUGAAGUAUAUCGACUGAAUUCUUUCAUAUUUUUAUGUAUUAGAUGGGCUAUGCAUGGGUCGCGGACAUCUUUGCUGUUUCUGUGGGCGAAGCUCUGGCAUAUGAGCAGUCGUGGAAACUUCUCCCGAGGCGUCAGCUUGGGACAUGCACAAUUUCAUGAGAAGAUGUUUGAUUCGUAGAGCUGUUCAUCUGCGAGGCCCAACUUCAGGACCUAGAACUCACGCUAGCGGCCUUCCAAUUCAGUUUCGCGGCAACUAUCAUGGGGAUUUGCGUCAUGGGGAAAACGCAACAUGCAAACUGAUGUCGGUGGAGACGAAGUUGCUACUCUCUGAUAGGCGCUGGUCGUGUGCCUUGGCCAUGGGAAUGUCGGUCACAAUUGCACAUUACUUUCCCAAGUUUCUGCGGAACUUCUGGACAUUGAACGCUGACCAUCGUUCUUGCUGCUCAGCGCCUGUGCACAGAUACGAUGUGUAUACGAACGAACUCACGGAGGUAAAUUUGGAUGGCUUCGAUUCUGAUGUGUCCGUGUUUCAAGACCUGAUUCGGGAAGAACUACUAUAUUCCGAGACCCAGUGCGCGCUUGCAGAUGCAGAGGCAUGUUUUGCCAAGCUGCAAUGCCGAGCCGAAGAAAUCCUCACAGAAAUCAUCCGUGCUAUUCGCCUGCCUAAACCCGAAGGUGACUGCUCAAGGCAGUCUAUUCCACUCGAUCCCUUGAAAUCCUGUCUUCUCAUUAAAUAUCUCGUCUUCCUGCGAUUCAGGAAUAGUUCCCAGUACUCUGAAAUUGUCCAUCGGAUUCUAUAUAACUCCAGAACAGACCAUAAACUGGAUGUCGCGCCGUACCGGUAUCUAUUCACCCAAGUGCAAUGUAGAACCUUCUUCCAAUCCAUUGCAAGUUUUCUUGGUUCCGACUCGAAUAUGAAGUUCACUACGUGGGAAGUCGAUGACACACCUAUCAGUCAAGACGUCAUCGAAAACGCUAUUGACAUCUAUUGUUGGGACGUUGCUGAAGGGUCGGAGAUCUUCGUUGGUGUCACAGCUGAUGAGAACGUCGAAUUUCUAUUGUCAGACGCGUGCUAUGGCACACUGGAUGAAAACUUUGGACUUGAUACGGGGGAAGAGAAUGUCGAUCUGUGCAAUUUCUUCUUCCCUAUCCUCCCCACUGUUGCUGUGUACAUCCUCGGUACAAUCACCAGAUCCUCGCAUUUGCGUCCCGCCCAAAUUGUUCUUGACCGCGAGUCCGAGAUAGACGUUCACCUUCGGAAUGCUAUGAUCCUCUCCGCUGCACCACGUACGAACCAAUCUUCACCAAAGUUAUACUUUUCUUCCCUCUCCUCCAUCACGCGCUCGAUCUCGUCGUACGACGAAUUUCGAUGCAGAUGGAUUCCUGAACUCUUUGCGGACUACAGUCGGCUGAAGCAGCGAUGUCGGCAAAAGUUUCUGCAAGAGACUGUUACAAAAAUGCUCGUCGUCAAGGGCGAUGUCGCUGUCAUUGACCUGACAGACGAUGUGACGAUGAUAGGCAAAGAUGCGGAUCGAGUGGAGAAGAAGGAAAGGGCCGUGGCGGUCAAGUUUUUACGGCGGGUGAUGGUACAGAAUGUGAAGGAGAAACUGUACAAGAGGCUGCAAGCAGAAGUGCUGACUUGGCAUCAUCUAUGCCAUAGGAACGUGUCGCAGUUGUAUGGGAUCGUGCAGACCGAGAUGAGUGUGGGAAUGGUUUCGGCGUGGUGCGAGCACGGGACUAUCAAGCAUUAUCUGAAGAGCGUCAAUCCAAAGGCCAAUCGGAUGAAAUUGAUGAUUCAAGUCGCAUCCGGCGUAGCCUAUCUUCAUGACUUCAAGCCCCCCAUUGUUCAUGGUGACCUGAAAGGGGGAAAUAUCUUGAUUGAUUAUCAAGGCUAUGCCAUUAUCACGGAUUUCGGUCUGAGCAAGGUCAUGUCAGACUUCUCAACUUCCGAUGGGAUAUUGUGUUCUUCGUUCUUCGCAGGGACAAUGCGAUGGAUGGCACCGGAGAUGAUUCUGGCCCUUGUCGACGACGAGUCAGAGGCAAAGGUGCCACGGGUGACCACUGCGAGUGAUGUUUAUGCUUUCGGCUCGGUCUGUCUAGAGAUUAUGACUGGUGCUCUGCCCUACCCAUGUCGGAAGCAUGACCCUGGAGUAAUGAUUGAUAUAAUGAGAGGGAUCAAGCCGUCCAGGGGCGCGCCAACUGCCAGAUUCCGAGGCGUUUAGUAUGCUGUUGGAUGCUUGUUGGAGACAAGAAGCUGCGUUGAGGCCUAAGAUGGGUGAGGUGUUGAAAUGCCUCAUAAGGAUGGAUGAUCAUGCAGGAAAUGGUUCGUGAUUUGACUAGUAUGCCUAGUUUUUUAUUCUUUCCGAAGAGGCUGCGUGUUUAACUGUCGUUCGAUACUUCGAAGUAGCCAUUUCCCUUGAACUUGCUCCUUAUGUAUAUCCGUAGAGAAAAUUGUUCGAUUCGCCUAUGUCAUCGUUUCGUUAUGAAAUCCUUGUCAGUUUCAACUUCCCUCCACGAAUAAUUCAUAAGUCUUUCAUAUGAUAAAUAACAGAGUAUUUUCAUCGCGAAAGGACACCCAAAAUUAUAUCAG